Notolabrus celidotus (New Zealand spotty) is the source of this 1100-nucleotide messenger RNA. RefSeq names its product eukaryotic translation initiation factor 3, subunit G (gene eif3g). Gene Ontology annotation, molecular function: RNA binding; translation initiation factor activity. The record is from RefSeq and is a predicted model, not a curated record. The transcript is spliced from 10 exons. NCBI's taxonomy places the organism in Eukaryota, Metazoa, Chordata, Actinopteri, Labriformes, Labridae. The coding region runs from base 110 to 1006 and encodes 298 amino acids. Gene Ontology annotation, cellular component: eukaryotic translation initiation factor 3 complex; cytoplasm.
UUGAUACUGUUAAUGUGAAAUUAUUACCCCGGAAGUGUUUGCAGUGGCGCUUUGGCUCAGCGUGCACUCUUCCGUUCUUUGCGGUCCCGAGGCUAAGCUAGCCGAGAAGAUGCCGUCGAUUGAAUACGACGACUCAAAGCCCAGCUGGGCAGACCAAGUCGAGGAAGAAGGAGAUGAAGGAACACUACCACCCCCCAAGGAAACCAUCAAAGGAAAUAUUAAAACUAUAACAGAAUAUAAAAUUGAUGAUGACGGAAAGAAGUUCAAGAUUGUGCGAACUUUCAAGAUUGAGACGAGAAAAGCCUCCAAAGCUGUUGCCAGGAGAAAGAACUGGAAGAAAUUUGGGAACUCUGAGUUUGAUGCACCAGGUCCUAAUGUUGCCACCACCACAGUCAGUGAUGAUGUUUUUAUGACUUUCAUCUCAAGCAAAGAGGACCUAAACGCCCAAGACCAGGAUGAGGAUCCUAUGAACAAACUCAAAGGACAGAAGAUUGUGUCUUGUCGUAUCUGCAAAGGUGACCAUUGGACCACCCGCUGUCCGUACAAGGACACCCUGGGCCCCAUGCAGAAGGAACUGGCUGAACAGCUUGGACUUUCCACAGCAGACAAGGAUAAACCUGCUGGCUCUGUGGAACCAGAGCCGGCACAGCCAGUGGCAAGCAAGACUGGGAAGUAUGUGCCCCCGAGUCUGAGGGAUGGCGGCACGCGGAGAGGGGAGUCCAUGCAGCCGAACCGCAGAGGUGGGUCGGAUGACAAUGCUACCAUUCGUGUGACCAAUCUGUCUGAGGACACCCGUGAGACGGACUUGCAGGAGCUCUUUAGACCAUUUGGCUCCAUCUCAAGGAUCUAUCUGGCCAAAGACAAGAACACCGGCCAAUCAAAGGGAUUUGCCUUCAUCAGCUUCCACCGUCGCGAGGAUGCAGCCAGAGCCAUUGCUGGAGUGUCCGGAUUUGGAUAUGAUCAUCUUAUUCUCAAUGUUGAAUGGGCUAAACCUUCAAACAACUGAGGGGUCCACGAGAAUAUAUUCCAGGAUGAUGCCAUAUUUUAUUGUUUGAAUAAAAUAUGGUUACCUAAAUAAAGAGAAUCAAUGUUGUUACCAA